UUAUCUACAGAUUACCCAAGUGUUGGACUCAUUUGAAGACAGUGCUUACUGUACGAACUGUGUCUGUUCCUGCUGUUGGUCCGCAAAGACAGACACCACACUAAAUAGGAAAAGUAGGACUUGAAGCAGCAUUAACCUUCUGUAAAACAAAAAUGUCUGUAAACUUUGUUUUGUAUUUGUUUUACCCAAUGACAGUUGUAGAUGACCAUCAAGUGUGAUUUUACUUUUACUCACAGUUUCUUUUUUAUUUCCCUGGGGGUCCACCAAAGUUGGAAAUGUUAAUGUUGGAAAAAAUGUUGUAUCAUUAUAUCAUAUCAUAAAACCCAGCCUUUACUGUUUUAUUUGGCUAAUUCUCAUGAGAGAUAGGCAGGGACUAGGAAGUCGAAGUUGAAAUGAACAGGGUGCUUUUGAACGCAACGCUGAUUUGCCCCUCACGCUCGGACAAUUAGCCUAGCCUAGCAAGUAAUUGCUGAGGCUAACAGAAAAGCGUUGACAGCCUGAUAUCUAUAAGCCAGCAGCUUCGUUGUGGUCAAAAAUGUUUGUGGAAGACGUCCAGUUCCUGAAUGUCCUCAAGGGAAAACGUAUCAAACUGACCCUCAAGACUUCAUCUUACCUCGGCGUCGUCCAACGCAUCAACACCAACAAAACCUUGAUCUUGGCAGACGUUGUUAGUGGCAGUAAUGGCUGUAAAUAUCCUGGUUCAAAACUGUUCUACGGGCAUGAUAUUGUGAAUGUGGAAUUUACCAAUGAGGAAAAGACUGACAGUGGAAAUAUUCAUGACCACAGACUUGAGGAGCACUUGAAUGUGAAAAAAUUUCAGCCAUACAGGAAGACACUCACAUUGGCAGAUCAUGAUGAAGAUGACGAGGAGUACAUCAACUUUGUGGUCAUUGAUGAGUUUCAUGAGAAGUUUGGACCUGCUGUGAUGCACAUCAAGAAGCAGCAUGUGAUUGGCGUGGGAGCUGAUGGAGUUGAGGUGUUUAAGCAUGGGAGACUGUGUUGGCUGCAGAUUGCCACUAAAAAAAAGGUAUACCUAUUUGAUAUCCUGUUGCUUGGAGCUCGGGCUUUUAAGAAUGGUCUUUCCAUGAUCCUGGAAAAUAAGCACAUACUAAAGGUCAUUCAUGACUGCAGAGCCGUUUCUGGGUGUUUGAUUGCUCAGUUUGGAGUGAAGCUAACCAACGUCUUUGACACCCAGGUGGCAGAUGUCAUGUGCUUCUACUCGGAGACAGGAGGUUUCCUUCCCGACAGAGUCAGCACUCUGCAGGAGGUGGUGAGUCUCCAUCUCAAGGUGCCCUCCUCUCAGCUCUUAUCCCUUCAGAUGAAGUCACAGCUCACCAAGGAAGAAAGGGAGAUGUGGCAGAAGCGGCCCUGUCCUGUACCCCUGCUUAAGGUGAUGGCUCUGUCAGUGAUCCACCUUCAGCCCCUCAGGCUGGUGCUGCUGGAUACUCUUAUGACAGACUACGUGGCCGUGGUGGAUUCAUACCUCAGCAGCAGCCACUACGAACCUGACGAACUGGAACAUGUCAACAUGGAGACUGUGUUGGACUUGCCCAGAGAGCUCAAGCAGCUGGAGCAAAUGCGUCACGAUCGGCAGGAGUGGGCUGCCGACCACUACGCUGUGACAGAGCAAGGUCUGCUGGCUCGCUUCAAUCCCAAAAGCCAGCCUCCACCCCAGACUUCAACUGCAGCACAGGAACAUUGCCAGACACAGGCAGAUUCCUCAGAACCGGCACCUGCCUCAACACAAGUAGACCUUUCCCCCCACAAGCCACCUACGGGCCCUCCAAGAGACACCAUUGUCUCAUCUGUGGAUGUCCAAGCCUCUCCUGACCCAGCAGCCCUGGCUCAAGUUACAGCCAUUGUGUCAGACCUCAGGGCAGAAAUGACUGUUAGCAGUCCCCUGUCUGUAGGUGUGGGACGAGGGCGCACAGAGGCACCGAUUUGCACAAUGGGUAGAGGAAGGCCCUUUGGGAAAGAGCAGUCAUCUGUCCUGGCCUUACCUUCUACAGGAAGAGGAUUUCUUCUCCAGAUAACACAAGCUCAGAUCCCCAGAGAGAGCACUCCCGGUAGGAUGGAGACGGCUCCUUCGUGCUCCAGCCACCCACUUACCCAGGCAGUGAUGCCCCAGACCCAGACCCCGCCCCAGCCUGGCCCCAGUGCUGAUGACCUGCCAAAGGACAGUUCAGGCCUGAGAGGAGACAAUUUUACACCCACAUCCCAGUCCCCCUUCUCUUCCCUCAGGCAGUCAUUCAGUUCUUUCAGAUAUUAAAGGAAGUGUUACAAAG
Morone saxatilis (striped sea-bass) is the source of this 2285-nucleotide messenger RNA. It is a transcript of the gene exd1, whose product is annotated as exonuclease 3'-5' domain containing 1. The coding region runs from base 536 to 2269 and encodes 577 amino acids. The record is from RefSeq and is a predicted model, not a curated record. Gene Ontology annotation, biological process: nucleobase-containing compound metabolic process. Gene Ontology annotation, molecular function: nucleic acid binding; 3'-5' exonuclease activity. NCBI's taxonomy places the organism in Eukaryota, Metazoa, Chordata, Actinopteri, Moronidae. The transcript is spliced from 11 exons.